Saxophila tyrrhenica is the source of this 1074-nucleotide messenger RNA. RefSeq lists its product as uncharacterized. The coding region runs from base 1 to 1074 and encodes 357 amino acids. Gene Ontology annotation, molecular function: oxidoreductase activity. The record is from RefSeq and is a predicted model, not a curated record. Lineage: Eukaryota; Fungi; Ascomycota; Dothideomycetes; Mycosphaerellales; Extremaceae. The transcript has 2 exons.
AUGUCUGCUACGGAAGAGAACGUAUCCUAUUCGCAAUGGACACUCCCCGAGGCCAACGGCAUCGACUCAUUGAAACUGGUCCAAAGCGCUCCCAUCGGACCACUUGGUGACAACGAAGUCGCUGUCGAGCUUCACGCAGCUUCCCUCAACUACCGCGAGCUCGUGAUCGCAAAAAACGCCUUCCCACCCCCCUGGUCUAGCACCAUGCGCCCCAACCUCAUCCCCGGCUCCGACGGCUCCGGCGUCGUCAAAGCAGUCGGGUCGAAUGUAUCCAGCUUCAACCCAGGCGACAGAGUCGUAACGCACAUGACGCCGCAUCUGGGUCCUAAUAGCUACCCGACCUUCGGCGACAUCUGCGCUGGUCUUGGACAUGGUGCUGAUGGUACUUUGAGGCAGUAUGGGCAUUUUGAGCAGGCGGCGCUUGUUCGUGCGCCGGAGUCGCUGAGCUUUGAGGAGGCUGCGACGCUUACGUGCAGUGGGCUCACGGCUUGGAAUGCGCUGUUCGGACUGGAAGGGCGGAAGGUCAAUUCGGGUGAUUGGGCACUUGUGCAGGGGACUGGCGGUGUCAGUGUAGCGGCGCUGCAGUUCGCGGUCACAGCUGGGGCCAAUGUGGUGGCCACGACCUCCAGUGAGGCGAAGGCAGCUCGCCUGAAGGCAUUGGGUGCGAAGCAUGUGGUGAACUACAAGACCACGCCAGAAUGGGGUCCAGCGGCUCGUGAGCUGACACCUCAGGGUCGGGGGUUUGAUGUCGUAGUGGAUAUCGGCGGCGACACCACCCUGGGCGAGUCGCUCAAAGCUGUUCGUACCGAAGGGCUCGUGGUCGCGGCUGGGAUGAUCGGUGGCUCAGCAGAAUCACCUGUGCCGAUGAUGGCCGCAUUGACCACCGUCUGUAUCGUACGAGGCAUCCUGCUGGGGACGAAAGCACAGUUCGAGGAGAUGGUGCAGUUCAUUGAUAAGAACGACGUACGACCGGUUGUCGACGACAAGGUGUUCGGCCUCGACGAAGCAAAAGAAGCGAUGAGGAUGCUGGAAAGGCAGGAACAUUUUUCCAAGAUCGUGAUCAAGUUGCGGUAG